AUGAGGUCUCUACAAUUAUCUGUACAGUCCCUCCUACAGAUGUCUCAAACCAAAUCACAAGAUUUUAUCAAUCAUAUUGAUAAUGUCCACAUGGUUUGGCUUGAGGAGAUCCAACAAGUGGCCAACCUUAUGUUUUCACGGGAUGCCAAUUCAGAACCAGAGUUGAUGCCUAAAACACCAUCACAAAAGAAGAAUAGUCGCAGGAAGCGUGUGUCUUUUGGCCGGCAAGAAGAAAGUCAAAUCAGGCGAAGAUUCUCCAGGCAUAGGCGCAGUAAUCUCCGUGGUUCCUCUGUCACACCAUUCAACUUAAUUGCUGAAGAAACCAAGCAAGAUGUUUCUACAGCUGAAACCAGCACAAGCACACAGCCAAAACGCAACACUAGAAAAAACAAACAAACCAAGGCAGCCAUUACAGAGGAUGGGAAUCGGCUGUCUCAAGCAAGCUCUGAUGUCGAUGGGAGUCAGCUGUCUCAAACAAGCUCUGAUGUCGUAGAUGAGAUACAGCCCGAGAUGGCGAAAGAUGGAGAUGAGGCCAAACAAAGUGAAGCGGACAACGCCGAUAUCCAGUUAUGCGAGCCAGAUGAUGCAAGCCAGUCUCCAGGAAAAAUAUCUACACCUAUUGUCAGCAUCUCUGCAUCAGAGCGUUUGUCUGCUGAGCAAGCAAUACAGCCCCAACCCUCUCCUGUACGCACCGCUGCUAAAAUUGCCAUAGCUAACAAGCGUAGAAGUUCACGGCGGAGCUCUGUCAAAGUGUGCUACUCCCGGGCCAGUCUACGUAACAGAAUGACAAAGGAGUCUCUGCGCCGUGCUUCGCAACAAUCCAUGCUGAAAAAGAAUACACCUCGCAAGGGCAACUCGUCAUGCAGCAGCAACAAUGAGGCUGAUUUUUCCUGUGAGUCCGUGGAAAAGAUGGAUGCAAUAGUGUCAGAAACUUCCACCGCAGAUCUGAUGGUUGAUGGCUCGGAUGAUUUUUUACAGACUACCAGCAAUGAGCAUCCCUUUUUGGCACGCGUUACUCGUUCAGUAGCGGCCAACUCCCCUAAACUGGCCCCACCUUCACUCUUUACACCAGAGAGGAACAACUGGCACACAAGAACAGUUGUCACUAGCACACAACAGACGCCACAGGCUAAACGGAGGUCCUCUAAGAGCAACAAGCGCAAAGCACCCUAUACUACAGCAGAAAGCCCAAAGAGGUUCUCUCCUCCCAAGAAAAGUCAGAAUGUAGUCAAACCGAAUAUGAGAUCAUUUCUUCACACUGUGCAGAAGAAUCAGAUUCUGAUGAUGACUCCAAAUUCCUUCAACCGUACUUCUGUAAUCAAGUCCUUCAUUAAGCACACCACUCCUCUGAAGGUUGAUUCAAAGAUGAACAUGACUACAGUGGCAAAAGAGCGCCAAAAGCUGGAAGCACUUAAAAAGAAGCAGGAACAGGAAGAGGAGAGAAUGAGGAAACUGGAGGAGGAGAAGAAAAAGAAGCAAGAGGAAUACAAAAGGAAGAGGGAUGAGAGGCUACGAAAAGUUUUAGAGGCUAAAGUGAAAGAAGAACUGAGAGAAGAAGAAAAGAAGAAAAAAAUAGAGCAAAAAAUGGCUCAUAUUGAUGAAAAAAAUGAUAAGCGCCAGGCGGCAGAGCUGGCCAAAAAACGACUGGCCAUUAAACGUCAGGACGAUCUUGAGCAGAAACGAAAGUUGGAAGAAGAAACUAAAAGGAAGAAGCUUCAACUAGAGGAGGAGGAGAAGCGCCAGCAAGAGUUGCUGGCUAAGAAGGCCAAGGAGGAGGAAUUAAAAGCAAAGAAGCUGGCUGAAGCUCGGAAAGCUUUAGAGCUAAAGAGGGAGCGUGAGCGGGAGCUUGAAAGAGAACGCCUAGCGGCUGCUGAAAGGGAACGACUUGAUAGAGAGAAGGCACUUGCUCUGCAGCGUGAACUGGAGAGAGCAGCAAGAGAGAAGGAGAGAAGAGAACUAGAGGAGAAAAAGUUGCUUGAGGAAAAAAGAAAGCAGGAGGAGCAGAAGAGGUUGGCUGCAGAGGAAAAAGCUGACAAAGACAGAAUGGCUGCUGCUGCUGCUGCUGCUAAAGAAGCUGCUAAUGCAAAGACUGCUACUGCUCUAAAUGUGACUAUGGAUAUUGAGCGCUCUGUAAUGAGCACACCGGCAGCAAAAGUUGGUGGCCUCAAUGUCACUGUGGCUGUUGAGAAAUCACCACAGUCAUACACAAUAACACCAAAGGGUAACAACAAAACUUUGAGUUGCUCCAAGAAUCCAGAUGAUUAUGGAAUGGACCAAAACAGUGAUGAUUCUACUGAUGAUGAGUCCGCGCCAAGAAAGCCAAUUCCAUCUUGGGCUGAGGGUCACAAUCUACAACAGAUCAUAAUGAAGCAGUACUUCAACCCUCCUGACUUGGAGGCUUUCUUUGGAAUAAUCGAGCCGCCAAAACUGGAGAAUCUGUUUAAUAAAAACAAACCACGCUACUUCAAACGUACCAGCUCUGCUGUUUGGCACUCGCCACCAAAUGGAAAAACACUGCUGUGA
Molecule: messenger RNA, 2523 nt
Organism: Nerophis lumbriciformis (worm pipefish)
Lineage: Eukaryota; Metazoa; Chordata; Actinopteri; Syngnathiformes; Syngnathidae
Source: RefSeq, a predicted model, not a curated record